AUGUCCGGAAUAAUUGACGCGUCCUCUGCAUUAAGGAAAAGAAAGCAUUUGAAAAGAGGUAUCACCUUCACUGUGAUGAUCGUGGGCCAGUCAGGCUCAGGCAGGUCAACUUUUAUAAACACCCUGUGCGGUCAACAAGUCGUAGACACUUCGACGACAAUUCUCUUGCCCACAGACACGUCCACGGAAAUAGACUUGCAAUUGAGGGAGGAGACAGUCGAACUGGAGGAUGAUGAAGGUGUCAAGAUCCAGCUUAAUAUCAUCGAUACUCCGGGAUUUGGCGAUUCUCUGGAUAAUUCCCCAUCCUUCGAGAUCAUUUCUGAUUACAUUCGUCACCAAUACGACGAGAUCUUACUGGAGGAAAGCCGUGUGAGAAGAAACCCAAGGUUUAAGGACGGCAGGGUUCACUGUUGUCUUUAUCUAAUAAACUCAACCGGUCAUGGUUUAAAGGAAAUUGAUGUCGAAUUCAUCAAGCAAUUGGGUUCCCUGGUUAACAUCAUCCCCGUGAUCGGUAAAUCAGAUUCAUUGACAAGAGAUGAACUGAAACUGAAUAAAAAAUUGAUCAUGGAAGACAUCGAUAGAUGGAAUCUGCCAAUCUAUAAUUUUCCCUUCGAUGAAGAUGAAAUAUCCGACGAAGACUAUGAAACAAACAUGUACUUGCGUACGCUUCUACCCUUUGCCAUUAUUGGGUCCAACGAAGUGUACGAACUGGGUGGAGACGUUGGAACAAUUCGCGGCAGAAAAUAUCCAUGGGGGAUACUGGACGUAGAAGAUUCCUCGAUUUCUGAUUUUGUUAUUUUGAGGAAUGCACUAUUGAUCUCCCACUUAAAUGACCUGAAAAACUAUACACACGAAAUACUAUAUGAAAGAUAUAGAACCGAAGCGCUGUCUGGUGAAUCUGUCGCGACAGAUUCCAUACGUCCGAACCUCACGAAAUUGAACGGUUCACCGUCUUCAUCCGCCACAACAACAAGGAGAAACACGAACCCCUUUAAGCAAAAUAAUGAUAUUAAGAACGACACUCUCAGCCCAACAUCCGACAUGCGUGGGCAAAACACCGUUGAAAAUAACGAAACUUAUAUGGCACGUGAAGAACAAAUACGAUUGGAAGAAGAACGAUUGAAGGCAUUUGAGGAAAGAGUCCAGCAAGAACUACUGUUGAAAAGACAAGAACUGCUACAAAGAGAAAAGGAAUUGAGAGAAAUUGAAGCCAGACUGGAAAAAGAGGCCAAAAUCAAACAGGAAGAAUAA
Messenger RNA from Saccharomyces kudriavzevii IFO 1802, 1251 nucleotides. It is a transcript of the gene CDC11, whose product is annotated as septin CDC11. Bases 1 to 1251 code for a protein of 416 amino acids. NCBI's taxonomy places the organism in Eukaryota, Fungi, Ascomycota, Saccharomycetes, Saccharomycetales, Saccharomycetaceae. Gene Ontology annotation, cellular component: cell division site; microtubule cytoskeleton; septin ring. Gene Ontology annotation, molecular function: GTP binding; GTPase activity; molecular adaptor activity. The record is from RefSeq and is a predicted model, not a curated record. The transcript has a single exon. Gene Ontology annotation, biological process: actomyosin contractile ring assembly; division septum assembly; cellular bud neck septin ring organization.